AUGACGACGAGCAACCUAUCGAACGACAUUUUUUUGGCCAUCGAAAGCAAUGUCUCCGAUGCGCUUGCGAAGUUCUCGAUGGACUAUGACCGAUGGGAUGGUGUCGACAGACAGCUGAAGAGACUGUCGACCAACCCAACGACGCAGCAGUUGCUGGAGGUGCAAAAUUGUAGGAUUUUGAAAGCUUCCAUCGAGAAGCUGACAGAUCUGGAGAAGGAACACCGUCUAGGGAAUGAACAGAAGGCUACCGCACUGAAGUACACGGUUAGGGUCUGGGAGCUCUGCAUGGUCCGUCAGAUGGCCCUCGAGCUUACCGGGAAGGAAGCGGCCGAACUUCAUCGCAGAAUUCCCGUUUUUGUGAGAAUUCUCAGUCGACCGAGUGUGGUUCCGAAGGUUUCGUUGCGAGGAUGCGAAUUGCAGGACGAGGACUUCCGCGAGCGGAGGGAGUGGCUAGCGGCCUUGUUGAAGACGUACGGCGAGAUUUCUGUUAAAGAGCCUCCUGUUCACGAUUCCGAGCUGGAUGCGGAACUGGAAAUGAUUCUAGAGUCUUCCCCUCAGCUCGAGCGUCUCGCAGGCGAAACUUUCUCUCCCUUGAAGACUUUGGAGGCGGGUCCCGAAGGAUCGCUCAAAUCUACGACCGAAACUCGUGGUUCCACCGCCCGUUCUGUGCUGACGUCCGCGUCAAACCUCUUUUCGAGGUUCACUGGGAGCGGGAGCGUCUCCGCCUACACUCGCAACACAAACGAUUCCAAUUCGGGCGCUUCCUCCACGAUAUCAAACCUCGAACCCAAAUCGCAGUCGCAGGCUUAUUCUUCCCGACCCGACGGUCGAUUCAACAAGCUUCUGCGGGAAGAUCUCUCAUAUGCUGACCGGCCAAGACCGGGCAGGCAUCGAGCGCCUGCAAUGAACCGACUGUUCUUAUUUCUGUCCCCGAGCCGCCCCUAG
Messenger RNA from Filobasidium floriforme, 945 nucleotides. RefSeq lists its product as uncharacterized. The record is from RefSeq and is a predicted model, not a curated record. Lineage: Eukaryota; Fungi; Basidiomycota; Tremellomycetes; Filobasidiales; Filobasidiaceae. The transcript is spliced from 2 exons. Bases 1 to 945 code for a protein of 314 amino acids.